Messenger RNA from Prorocentrum cordatum, 1297 nucleotides. The record is from the annotation of a GenBank genome assembly. NCBI's taxonomy places the organism in Eukaryota, Dinophyceae, Prorocentrales, Prorocentraceae.
GGGCAUGGCUCUCGGCAAGAAGAGACCCGGCGACAUCUUCGGAGGGCCGGCGCUGCCGACGCCGGUCGAAGAGGCGGUGGAGCCGGAGGCCGCCGCGCCCGCGUACAACCCCCUCAUGGACCCCGUGAGGGUGGAGAUCGAGGAGCGGAUAGUGGCAGAGCUCAGCUUGGAGGGUGGCAUGGAGGGCGAGGCCUCCUGCACCGGGCAGUUCCAGGUCACGGUCCUCGACGCCGCCAAGGCCGACCUGGUGAGCUUCAAGCUGAAUCAGCAGAGCCAGGCGUUCAAGUACAAGGUGCACCCAAACUUGAACAAGGCCUCCUACUCCAACAACGCGCUGGAGGUGAGAGACAAUACCAAGGCCUUCCGCGCCAACCAGCCGGCGCCGCUCCUCAAGUGGCAAAUGAAGAGUUCCGACGAGGCUUUCAUCCCAGUCCAGAUCGCAGUCUGGCCCAGCUCCACAGCCGAAGGCACCCAGAUGGUCGUUGAGCUUGAGCUGACGGACACGAACAUAGUGCUCGAGGACGUGGUCAUCAGCUUCCCCGCGCCGGCAAACUCCAGGCCAUCGGUGUCCAGCGCCUCGCCGGGCGAGUUCUCGUACGACGGCCUUCGCGUGCACUGGACGAUCCCGCAGCUCGACUCCAACGAGAGCUCGGGGACCAUGGAGUUCGCGGCCGCUGCGGACCAGGCUUCGCUGGUGCCGGGAGAGUUCACCGCGAAGUGGCGCGGUAAGACGAAGUGCCCGAUGGACAUUUUGGAGUGCUACCACAUGGAGAGAAAAGAUGCGAUCAGCUACGAUUUGACCAAGACUUCAGUUUACCAACUGAAGAUAGGCUGAAGGAAAACAAGAACCUCACCCAGGAUGUGGGGAACAAGAACCGCAUUCAGAAUGUGGCGAAAGAAGACAAGAGAAGCUGAGCACCGAGGAGGGCGGAUGAGGAGGAUCCAAGAGGAGUGAGGAGCGAUAGUGGUCGACCUUGGGCUUGCGCAGGAGACAUGGCGCCGUAUCUAUUCAUAAUGAUUUGUGGUGAACAUGUUGUCCAGCGAUGGGCGCCAGAUUGAAACGUAUCGAAGCAGAUCUAAACAGAUCUACUCGUAUAUAAAAAUGGCCCCGCAUCUAAAAUUCGGAAGAAGACGUACCUCCCGGAGGUCGGAGUGGCGCGCCCAGCGUGCAGGCCGCCCCGUCGCCUCUGGUCCCGCCGGCUGCCGCCGGUCGGAAACCCCCGCGGGGGCCCCCGCCGUGAAGGCCGAAGGAGGAAGUGCAUGAAAAGGAGGAGGACGAGGAUUCUGACGCGGCAGC